CUUUUCUUUCAUGUUGAACAGGGUGCAGUUCAAAUUUAACGCCCAUUAUAUCACACUGGUCCGACCAGACGGGCAUCAAAAUCACAUGCAACCAGGAGUAAUACGUUAAGGUACCCUACGUAAACGCUUAAAUUGAAAGAAGUCAUGAGUACAUUUUCACCCGACGUGAGUAGUGUCAGUUUUCGGAUGGAAGCAUCCGGAGACCAGCCGCGAAACGAGAGCUUGGCCCGGAUGGAAAUCGCGCUUCUGGGCACUAUCUUUAUCUCUGCCGCUGUCUUAAACACUGCGCUGUUUGUCACACUUUGGAGACGCCGAAAACAACAGUCGCGGAUGCGAGUCUUUGUACUCCACCUUUGCCUUGCUGAUCUGGUGGUGGCUUUCUUCCAAGUCUGCCCUCAGCUGAUGUGGGACAUAACAGACAGGUUCGUCGGAACCGACCUGGUGUGUAGAUUCGUCAAAUACCUGCAGGUUGUCGGCAUGUUCGCUUCCACAUACAUGAUAGUCGUCAUGACCAUUGACCGCUACCAAGCCAUCUGCAACCCUAUGGUCACAUUUCAAAGACGGCGUGCACGCCUGAACUUUCCCGUGUGUGUUGCAUGGGUCAUAUCCUUAAUCGGAGGUGUCCCCCAAAUUUUUAUCUUCUCGAAGGUCCAAGUGACUCCCGGAGUUUUCGACUGCUGGGCUGACUUUAUUAAACCUUGGGGUUUAAAGACCUACGUGACUUGGACGACCCUGGUCAUUUUUGUCCUGCCUAUUUUCAUUGUGGUCGUGUGUCAGGUGCGCAUAUGUCGAGCGGUCCACAUCAAUCUGUACCACAAAACGCACCAGCAGAGACAGGUGCCCAUCGCACAUCCACUGCCCUCCAGAACCAGCAGUGUCACAGGUUUAUCCAAGGCCAGAAUCAAGACCGUGAAAAUGACCGUGGUAAUUGUGCUCACCUACAUCAUGUGCUGGGCUCCAUUCUUCACGGUCCAGCUGUGGUCCGCCUGGGACGUCAACGCCCCCACUGAAUCUGCCACCUUCACCAUCCUGAUGUUGCUUGCCAGUUUAAAUAGCUGUGCAAACCCGUGCAUCUACUUGCUAUUCAGCGGUCAUCUGCCCAGUAGUCUACUGGCCGUACUCUGCAGGGCUCCAUCCAGCUUCAAGGUUGCCACAGCCGAGGACUCCACGCAGGUCAGCUCCAUCCAGAUGAGUUUCAGGAGCUUGUCCGAUUCAAAAUGACUGUCGGAUGAUCGAUUUCAUUAAGAAGUUACCCGUGCCAUUCUUUUGUAUUUUAAUUUUUCAUAACGAACAUUUGGUUGCCUUAUGAAUGUUCCAUCUUUGUGGCGAUGUUGGAAAAAACUGUAAACCUCAAAUAUCUUGACAUGUUUUUCAAAUGACCAUGCAAUUAUUGUAACGACGAACGAGAGACUACAAAAUUAAUGCUAUUUAUUUUUGGUCAGUAUAGGUGGCAA
Brienomyrus brachyistius is the source of this 1454-nucleotide messenger RNA. It is a transcript of the gene avpr2b.1, whose product is annotated as arginine vasopressin receptor 2b, tandem duplicate, 1. The record is from RefSeq and is a predicted model, not a curated record. Bases 145 to 1221 code for a protein of 358 amino acids. Gene Ontology annotation, biological process: positive regulation of vasoconstriction; G protein-coupled receptor signaling pathway; regulation of systemic arterial blood pressure by vasopressin. NCBI's taxonomy places the organism in Eukaryota, Metazoa, Chordata, Actinopteri, Osteoglossiformes, Mormyridae. The transcript is spliced from 3 exons. Gene Ontology annotation, molecular function: peptide binding; vasopressin receptor activity. Gene Ontology annotation, cellular component: membrane.